This is a messenger RNA of Cercopithifilaria johnstoni, 1299 nucleotides long. The record is from the annotation of a GenBank genome assembly. NCBI's taxonomy places the organism in Eukaryota, Metazoa, Nematoda, Chromadorea, Rhabditida, Onchocercidae.
AUGGGAGAUAUUAUGCGGGGUCCGGAAGAGAAGACCUUGGUUGUCGGUCAAGUCGGACUUGGGAGCUGUGACGAGCCUGAUAAAUUCUCGCUUCCCGGACUUCCCAAACUGAACGAGUUUCUGUUGUUUCCUCCUCUUCAACAGGUGUCCACAUUCACAGCUAUCGAUGACCACAUGUCCGCUACCUUAUGUGGAAGGGAAAAGAUCCAAAAUGCACGUAUUUCAUUUGAUUUUGUAGAAUCUUCUCUCGGCACUUAUCGCUUUACCUACGCAAACGCUUUUCUACCAAAAACUCUUGCGAUGUCUGAACAAAACAUACCAGUGUAUGAGCAGGAAACACCUAUACUGCAAGUCGAAGAUGGGGAUGACGAUUCGUUCGAACGAAUGACGCAAGUACGAUCUGGUGAAUUCCCCGUGUAUUCCAGAAAAGUGUUCGUCGGUGGCCUUCCUUACGACAUUGAUGGAGAUGUAAUCUCUAUAUUUUUCGAGCAAUUUGGAGCGAACAUUGUCGAUUGGCCACAUCGUGAGUGCUGUAACAUCACGGCUCCACCAAAUGGAUAUGCAUUCGUCAUAUUCGACCAUGAGCAUGCAGUACGUCGACUUGUUAAUGCGAGCGAGAUGAAGCAAGGCAAACUGCUUAUCACUUUGAAGAACGGUGAGACGGAGAUCAAAACGGUGCAAGUGAGACCUUGGAAUUUGAACCUUUUGAGAUGUACUCUGAUGGUUGCUUCACCACUUAUUAAUCGGUACUCUAUUUUUGUUGGUGGUAUCCCGCGCACAGUGACUGCGAUGGAAUUGGCGCAGCUCUUCCAACAGGUGGUUAACAGUGUAGUUGAAGUGACUCUGGAAGUGGAACGUGAUACCAAGUAUCCAAGAGGAUCAGCACGAGUGGUUUUCGGGACUCGUGAAGCGUUCCUUGUAGCCAUCGCAAUGCGCCGUUUCACAUUAUUCACACUUAAAGAGCGAAGAACUUUGGAAAUGAGACCAUAUGUGCUCGACAAUAUGUUGUGUGAUAUAUGCUAUGAAGCUGUUGGUGUUUAUUUGUGCGCUGAGUUCCCAUGUUUGCUAUACUAUUGUGUUGAAUGUUGGACCGUAAUCCAUCAAGAACAUGGUAUGGACGCUCAUAUACCGGUAUCGAGAAGAAAUCUUGAUCUUUUGAAGGGCAGACGACAAAAUCAGGCUGUUCGUCGCUAUGGUAAUUUCAUGCCGCGUGGAUAUUACUAUUUCCAAAAUUCGCCAUCGGAACCGGAUGAUCAGCCAUUUUUUGGCGGAUAUUACGCGGAAUCUCGACGUCAUUGA